AUGGCAACUGCUAAAAGACCCUACUUCGGCCUCACUGGAGGAUGGCUUACCUUUUGGGUCACGGUUGCGUGUUCGAUCGACAUGAUGUUAUUCGGGUAUGACCAGGGCGUCUUCAGUGGCGUGGUCGUAACCCCCGACUUCCUCGAAUUGCACGACUUGGUGGGUCCCACCAGAACCAAAAUUCUCUCUACAGUAACGGCCAUCUACGAUGUUGGCUGCUUUUUGGGUGCCAUUCUUGCCUUUACUCUGGGUGAGCGCCUGGGCCGCAAGAAGAGUAUUCUCCUGGGAACCACAAUCAUGGCAGUUGGGACCGUUCUGCAAGCUUCCUCCUUCAGGCUACCCCAGAUGUUCGUUGGGAGGGUCAUCUUAGGGGUUGGAAACGGCGUCAACACCGCCACUGCACCCAUCUGGCAAACCGAAACGGCACAGAUGAAAUGGAGAGGCAAACUGGUGAUCCUAGAACUAGGACUGAACGUUGGUGGGUAUUGCAUUGUCAAUUGGAUUAAUUACGGCCUCUCUUUCCGUGGGGGCUCCAUCGCAUGGAGGUUACCCAUUGCCUUGCAGCUGUUCUUCAUCUGCGCUUUGUUUGCCACAGUUCCAUGGCUCCCUGAGUCUCCCAGAUGGCUCCUCGCGCACGGCCGCAAAGAGGAGGGAGUCGAGGUGCUCUCCUGCAUUGAAGCCAAGCCGAUCGACGACGCCUACAUUAUCACUCAGCACGAUGAGAUCCAGUACAGCAUCCAAUACGAGCGUGAUAACGCCAUACGCUGGCGCGACCUCCUGCGUGGGGGGAAAUCAGAGGGCACCAAAACACUACGCCGGCUUCUGCUGGGAGCUGGAACCCAGGCCAUCCAGCAGUUCCAAGGGAUCAAUAUUAUGAGCUACUACCUCCCACUGGUGCUUAUCAAUUCGGUUGGACUCUCCAAUUCUAUGGCUCGACUCCUGACAGCUUGCAAUGCAAUCUCAUACUUUAUCUUCUCCUGCGUGAUCGCCACGAUGGUAGAAAGAUUAGGACGCCGAGGAUUGAUGCUGCUGUCUGGUUUUGGCCAGUUCCUUUCCUUCCUGGUCAUCACCAUUCUUCUUUGUUUCGCUGAGAAUAAUAAGGUGUACGGCACUGCAUCUGUAGCCUUCUUUUUCUUAUACCAUAUUGCAUUCGGAGUUGGCAUGCUGGGAGUGCCAUGGCUGUAUCCCACCGAGAUCAACUCGUUGCCGAUGAGAACAAAGGGAGCGGCCGUUGCCACUGCGACGAACUGGAUUACCAAUUUUGCCAUUGUCGAAAUCACUCCCAUUGGCAUUCAGAAUCUCGGCUGGAAAUUCUGGAUCGUAUGGACCGUCCUCAAUGCAGUAUUUUUACCGGUGAUUUACUUUUUGUACCCAGAGACCGCGAACCGCACGCUGGAAGAUGUGGAUGCCUAUUACCGGACCAACCCGCCGCUCAUUGUCGUUCUUGAUCCGGAUGCUAUCUCCACCAAGCGCCCGCUCAGAUUUACCCAGCACGAAGACGAGGAGCUUCAGCGGAAGGUCAAGGAAGUGCAGAUUGAAAUUCCCAAGGGGGACUCCGCUGACGUGGAGCAUGCUGAAUGA
This is a messenger RNA of Aspergillus fumigatus Af293, 1581 nucleotides long. RefSeq names its product putative MFS sugar transporter. Gene Ontology annotation, cellular component: membrane. Gene Ontology annotation, molecular function: carbohydrate:proton symporter activity. Lineage: Eukaryota; Fungi; Ascomycota; Eurotiomycetes; Eurotiales; Aspergillaceae. Gene Ontology annotation, biological process: carbohydrate transport; transmembrane transport. The record is from RefSeq and is a predicted model, not a curated record.